AGUCGGAUGCAAGCGACCUAGCCAGAUAUCAACAUCGAUAUCGGAGAGGACACGGAGUCCACCGAGAGUCCACGGAGAUGCCGACGACACAAUGGUGGAGGUGAGUCUCAGGAAUGUUCCUGACACUCCUGCAGAUAAACCUCCAUCAUUGUAAGGCAGCAUGCGCUGCCCUACUGCUCCACUUAGCCAAGGUUGGAGCCGACUUAGUCCUCAUUCAAGAGCCCUGGAUCCUCAGAAACAGGGUCUCCGGUCUGAGGACUCAAGACUAUAAGCUAUACGUAGCUGACACCACAGGUGAAACCCGUACCUGCAUUCUUGCAAAAAGAGAGUUACACUUAUUUUUGCUCCCAAAUUUCAGCAACGAAGACCACACAGCGGUGAGCCUCGAAGGCCAGGAGAGCUCACUGAGGAUGUGCUUCACAUACAUGGCUCACGACCAACCUGACCCUCCUCCACACGCGCCCCUAAGGGCUCUCAUCGCAGACUGCGAGGCCAAGGACAUCGGCCUAAUUGUGGGAUGCGUUGCCACCACACACCACAGUCAGUGGGGAAGCACUGACAUCAAUGAACGGGAAAAUCUUGAUGACUUGGAUGUGUUGACGCCUGCUCAUCUGCUUUUGGGAGGCCCGCAUGAAACAAUUCUCGAGCCUGACCUAACGAAGCUCAAAUACAAUCGUCUGGAUGGUUGGCAGCGGGUCACUCAACUGCAGCAGACAUUCUGCGUCAAACCUCUGCGUCAACGAUGUCGUCUUGGUGAAGGACGAGAAUCUUCCUCCAAUGCGUUGGCCACUGGCUAGAGUGGUCGAUGUCGUCAAAGGCAAGGAUGGAGUAUGCAGAAUGGCUGAUUUGAGGACGGCUUCAGGAACCAUCAGGAGGGCCGUUACUCGGCUGUGUUUGCUGCCCCUUGAGAAGUCAGUUGAAAGGCGAGUUUCCAACGGGGGGGAUUAUGUUCGGGCCAGCGGCUAU
This is a messenger RNA of Drosophila obscura, 966 nucleotides long. RefSeq lists its product as uncharacterized. The record is from RefSeq and is a predicted model, not a curated record. Lineage: Eukaryota; Metazoa; Arthropoda; Insecta; Diptera; Drosophilidae. Bases 114 to 797 code for a protein of 227 amino acids. The transcript is spliced from 2 exons.